AGAAACUUUCUUUAGCGCCAAUAGUAACCACACUCCAUCAAUGGUCAGUGAGUUAUUUAAUUAGAAUCGAAAAUGAAAAUAAUUUCGUCGGUUUUUGUGCUCUUCGCUGUUAUCACUGUCGUGCAUUCGGCGAAUUCAAUAUGGGGUACGUCAAAUAGCACUGAUAACGUUAUUUACAAGAACAAUUUAUUUUACCCCGCUAUAAGGAAUGUGGCGCAAACAUUUUUCUUCAGCAUACCAGAAUCGUAUAAAAGUAAUAGUCGCGUCAUAAGCUCUAUUCAGCUGGAAGAUCAAUUUAAAAAUAACACAGGUCCAACUAAUUCCCUGCUGACUGGCGGUCCCAAUUGGACUUAUGCGACGGUGCGUAUGGUAACCCAACGCAGCUAUGGUCUCAAUGUUACUGUAACUGUUUAUGGUAGAUACGUGAUGUAAUCAAUAAAUAACAAUAAAAAAAACUGAAAUUCAGAAUAAAA
Zeugodacus cucurbitae (melon fly) is the source of this 473-nucleotide messenger RNA. RefSeq lists its product as uncharacterized. The record is from RefSeq and is a predicted model, not a curated record. NCBI's taxonomy places the organism in Eukaryota, Metazoa, Arthropoda, Insecta, Diptera, Tephritidae. The coding region runs from base 73 to 432 and encodes 119 amino acids. The transcript has 2 exons.